This is a messenger RNA of Haemonchus placei, 648 nucleotides long. Lineage: Eukaryota; Metazoa; Nematoda; Chromadorea; Rhabditida; Trichostrongylidae. The record is from the annotation of a GenBank genome assembly.
AUGGAGUUCGACAAGACGAUCAAUAAGGAAGGAACGUGUCCGCAAUUCGAGUUCGUUUUAUCAGCACCGCGGCGUACGCAUUUUUGCGAAUUCGUCUCAGCACCGUAUCUCACCUUCUUGAAGAACAACAAAAGAAACGGACGGGGAUUCAAAUUUACGAUGUCAGAUCGACCGUCUACGAGCUCUGCAACAUCACUCAAAACUGCCGUGACUUCAUUAAAAGAAGUCAUCAGUUCGGCAAAUACUCUGAAUGAGGAUAUCCGAGAACUUCUUGAACAGAUUGAAAUUGUUGAGAAACUGCCUGAAUCAACUAAUCUUGCCCGGAUUGACGGUUGGAGAUCGAGGUUACUUACGAAGAUGAGGAUGAAAAUAUCGCAGAUUGAAGCCCAAUAUCGCGAAUUGGUUGACGUUAGAUGGAUGGAGAUUCUCAAGACCGUUAGAACUUAUGGUCCUGCGAUGUCUCACAUUAGCUACACUUUCGCGAGCGACUUACAACUUGUUGAGGACUUUUUCAGUAAGGCUCUUCAAAUUGCAACGAGCAAUGUUUUGUUCUCGUCAAACAUCCGUGCUACUAUUCCCACCAUACCGUAUAAUGUAGAUGGUGCCCUAUCCAGGAUAGUUUUCGAUAUCGGGGCAUCGAUUGCUUAA